Messenger RNA from Synchiropus splendidus (mandarinfish), 2744 nucleotides. It is a transcript of the gene myoz1b, whose product is annotated as myozenin 1b. The record is from RefSeq and is a predicted model, not a curated record. NCBI's taxonomy places the organism in Eukaryota, Metazoa, Chordata, Actinopteri, Syngnathiformes, Callionymidae. Gene Ontology annotation, molecular function: FATZ binding; actin binding; telethonin binding. Gene Ontology annotation, cellular component: actin cytoskeleton; Z disc. The coding region runs from base 1780 to 2517 and encodes 245 amino acids. The transcript is spliced from 5 exons.
GGAGCAGGACGUGGUCACUCGGUUCAGGAAGCUGAACCUUCGGAGGGCUGCGGGUCCGGACAGAGUUUCCCCUGCCAUCCUGAAGCACUGUGCUGCUGAGCUGGCUCCAGUGUUCACGGACAUCUUCAAUGCUUCCUUGGUGUCCUGUCAUGUUCCUGCCUGCUUUAAGUCCUCCACUAUCAUUCCUGUUCCCAAGAAGGCCAGGAUCACAGGACUGAAUGAUUACAGACCGGUGGCACUGACGUCUGUGGUCAUGAAGUCCUUUGAGUGCCUGGUUCUCUCUCACCUGAAAUCGAUCACUGCUUCUCACCUGGACUCAUUGCAGUUUGCCUACAGAGCCAACAGAUCUGUGAACGAUACAGUGAACCAGGCCCUUCAUUUCGUUCUGGAGCAUCUGACUGCCCAGGAACCUAUGCCAGGAUCCUGUUUGUAGACUUCAGCUCUGCCUUUAACAUGAUUCUCCCAGCUCUGCUUGAAGACAAGCUUCGCCAGCUCGACGUGCCUGACUCCCUCUGCAGAUGGAUGACACACUUCCUGACCAGCCGGAGUCAGAGUGUGCGGCUGGGGACGACUGUCUCCGACACUCGGACCCUCAACAUAGGGUUUCCUCAGGGCUAUGUUCCCUCUCCAUGGCUCUUCUCUCUGUACACUAACUGCUGCACCUCCAGCCACGAGUCCGUGAAGCUGAUCAAGUUUGCGGAUGACACCACCAUCAUUGGGCUCAUCUCAGAUGGAGAAUGAAUUUACCCAUUCCUAUUGUAGACUCCUCCUGCUUCCUAGGAACUACCAUCACUGAGGACAUCAAAUGGGAGCCAACCAUUAGGUCCCUCAUCAGGAAGGCCCAGCAAAGAAUGUUCUUUCUAAGGCAGCUGAGGAAACUACGACUGCCGACAAAGUUGCUGGUGGAGUUCUACACGGCCAUCAUCCAGUCCAUCCUCACCUCCUCUAUCACUGUGUGGUACAACAGCGCCACCUCCAGGGACAAGAGCAGACUGCAGCGCAUCAUACGUUCUGCUGAGAAGGUGAUCGGUUGCAGUCUGCCACCUCUUCAGGACCUGUAUGCCUCGAGGACCCAGAGACGUGCAGGUCGGAUCAGAGCCGACCCUUCUCACCCUGGACAUGGACUGUUUGUUCCUCUUCCCUCUGGCAGAAGGCUACGGUCCAUCCAGACCAGAACCUCCCGUCACAGGAACAGCUUCUUCCCCUCGGCCGUCAGACUGUUGAAUUCGUGAACAGCUUUGUUGUUAUUUUAUUUUAUUUUAUUUUAUUUUAUUUAUUUACUUUUUGACUGAACGUUAUUCCAAAACACUCCUAGUUAGUGGGGUCCCCACUGACCAUGGCAAUAAAUUUGAUUCUGAUUCUGAUUCUGAUGAAGCCUUGUGAGAGGAACAAGUGUGUUGACUAGUGAAACUUUUGUAAAAACCUACUGCAGGACUUCGCAGUUUUGACUACAAUGGUUAAUUUCAUAAUUAGAAAUAGAUGUCUUGGCUCAUACAGGACUGUCAGAUUUCUUAUCCUGUUAGAUAUUGCAAAGUGUCUCCUCAUCAUACCGCACUAAACAUGAACCCACGUUAUUUCCUCAGGAAAAUGUUCUGUGUGUUUUAAUUUGAGUAAUUUUAUGAUGCAGAUGCCUCAUCAGAAAGUAUAGAUGAUGCCAUAAAAAUAUAGUUUCUCAAGGUGGCUAAUGGGAAAUAAGAAUGACUUUUAAGGACUAUUUUAGAUUCAUUGCAAGAACAAAUUCUAUGGAAUAAUUCAAGUUGAUUCCUUUGUGUUUUAGUCAUGCCGCUGACUAAUGCUGCUCCCUCCAAUAAGAGGAAGAAGGCCAACAAGAUCAUCACUGACCUGUCCAACAUCAGCCAGAACGAUGAUGAGUCAGACCCUGAGGCCUCUGAACUGGACCUGGGCACAAAGAUCAAGACGCCCAAGGACGUCAUGCUGGAGGAGUUGUCCCUGAUGAAGAACAAGGGCUCUAAAAUGUUCAGGAUGAGGCAGCAACGAGUGGAAAAGUUCAUUGUGACCAACGAGAACAUGAACCUCCAAAACCUGCUCAUGUCCCCUCCCCCAAUCCCGCCCAAGCCUGAGAUGCCAAAAGAAGAAGUGGUGCAGGAGGAAGUUGAUGAGGAAGCAGAGAAGGAGAUGAGAAGGAAGGCGUAUGUGCGCACGUAUGUUUCACCAUGGGAACGAGCAAUGAAGGGUAACGAAGAGCUGACGGCCACUAUGAAGGCCAGCAUGCCAGGACCCAUCCAGAUGCAUCCAGACCUCCCCCAGUACAAGAGCUUCAACAGGACAGCGCUGCCAUUUGGUGGCUUUGAGAAAGGGUCCAAGGUACUGACCUUUGAGCUGCCAGAGAUCAACACCACCACCGAGGAGCCGGAGCCGCUGCCCUCCCUGCAGGCCGAUAUCCGCUCACGGCCCUCAUUCAACCGCACGCCCAUUGGCUGGGUCUGCAGCGAGGAGAACUCAAACAUCCAUAUGGACAUAGACAUCCCUUUCGACGGAGAGACCGAUGAUCUCUGAGCAUGCAUGCAGUCGUAUCGAAGAGCACAACCUGCAGUGGAACGUACAAAAACACAUAUAUUCAAGCGACCACCUUGUUAGGGCUGCUGGCCUGGAAAUGUGUCUGAAUGUAUUUCAAUUGCAUGAGAAAAAAGGCUGGAAAUAUGAUGGAGAAGGACAAAGCACAUCAUCUGGUGCUAUUCUUCCUCAACUGCGUCACACGACAUUUUGCAUCUGAUGUGCCGACA